This is a messenger RNA of Hippocampus comes (tiger tail seahorse), 3337 nucleotides long. It is a transcript of the gene emilin3a, whose product is annotated as elastin microfibril interfacer 3a. The record is from RefSeq and is a predicted model, not a curated record. Gene Ontology annotation, molecular function: protein binding. The transcript has 4 exons. Lineage: Eukaryota; Metazoa; Chordata; Actinopteri; Syngnathiformes; Syngnathidae. Bases 207 to 2906 code for a protein of 899 amino acids. Gene Ontology annotation, cellular component: extracellular matrix.
CAGGCAAUCCCAUGAACAGUGCCAGCAUUCUCAGGUUAGCUUUCUCCUUUACAGCGCAUUGAAAAAGUCCUCGUGCAAAGACAGUUUGUAUGAAGACAUUUUGGGAUUUGGCCUUGCAUUAAGUUGAUGGAAGAGGAGUUUUAGGAUAUUUUCAUCUGUGAGGAUUUUGGAUUUUAUUUUUACUCGGGGCACUUUGAUACUAUGUGAUGAAUUUUUUAGUGGCCACAAUUCUUUUUGUAGCAAUGAUGCUAUGUUUGUCAAUUGGAGAAGCAAAGUCAUACAGACCGCUCCAUUACAGUAGCUACAGAGCUGGACUGAUUGAGCACCACGACCAGGGAAAACCUACCAGCAGACACAAGAACCACUGUGCUUAUGUGAUCGAAAAGACAGUGUCCUUCACUUUGCAAGAUGGGGCAGCCCCAUAUGUCAAAGCUGAGUACAACAAGUGUUCCUGGCAUAAAAAAUGUCCAACUCUUAUGUACCGCCUAAUCUACAAACCAAUGUAUAAGGUGGCGCAUAAAACAGUCACCGAGUUGGAAUGGCGCUGUUGUCCUGGGUACUCUGGCUAUGGGUGCAUGGAGGGACCCCCAUAUUACCAAGAUUCCGUUAAAAGCAUGCCACCAUUUAAAGGUCCACCAUUCAGAGGCCCACAAUUCAAGGGGCCACAAUACAAAAGCCCCAUGUUUCAGGGUUCCAUUUUCAAGGGCCCGCCCAGCAACCCUCUUGUGAAAGCCUACCCAUGGAAUCAACCCAAAGGACCUCCCACCAAUGGUUUUAACUCUUAUUCAAUGCAUAACUUUGAACUGCCGAGAUCCUCCAGCUAUCCAGACACCUCUUUUGAAUCAUAUCCAGAUGGGCCUGAGCCCAUGCUGAACCACAGAGAAGAACAUCACAUUCCUCAUGAACAAGAGCAUGAUCAUAACCAGGGAGCAGUGGAGCAUAGUCCAGAAGUAACUCUUGCCCCAAGCAAUGGUGAACCAACUGAAGGCCUUGCUCUAGAAAAUGCGACAGAAGAGAGAAUAUAUCAAAUUGAGGAGGAUGUAAGACGUCUGAACCAGGGACUGGAGUCCCUAAGAGGGACUGUGAAUGGCCUGGAGGAGAGCCUUCGAGUGUCACUAAGAGAGGACGCCAACAGGAUGCUGACAGCUCUGCUCACUGCUGCCCCCAGUCCUCUUUCUGCUCCUCCCGUAGCCUCUAGCCCCUCCACAGUUGGCUUUGUAGAGAUUCCUGGGGGAGAUCCUGAUGCUGGCACUCUUGACGGCAGACACGUCUUUUCAGGGCUUACAGAACUGAAUGGAAGGGUAGAAAAGCUCAGGACCGAGCUGCGAGACAAGACAGCAGAGCUUCAGGAGCUCAAAGCCACAGUAAUGACACAUGACGGAGCACUAGAAAAGAUAUCCAGCAGAGAAGGCACAGUAUCUGACUCCACACAUCUUGAGAGGAAAGACCAAAAGGCGACAGAUCAGCUAUUGGAUGCCAAACCGAGUGCAGCCAGGACUAACAUUCUUGGUGGAUUUGAGAAGCGUGUGGAGAGUGCAGUGGGCCGAUGUGAGGAGAAAGCAGAAGACACACGUCGUCAGUGUCAGAAGGAGCAAGUUGAAAGGCAGGAACAAAUGGAAGAUGCUUUGGAAGAAAAUACAAGUGACCUAAGGACAGAGAUGAGGAGCCUCCGGGCGCAGGUCCAUCAUUUGAGCACAAUAGAAAGCUGCUGCGCUGUUGUGAGUGGACUGAGUGACAGGGUGCAGUUGGUGGAAGCCUCAGUGGUGGGCCUCAAUCAGUCUCAGAAACACCUAAAGGUAGAGUUGGGAGGUCAUAAAGACCACGUUGAGGGAAUGCUGGAAGGGCGCCUUAAAUAUGUAGAGACCAAGCUCAACCUGACUGGGCAACUGGAAAAGAGGAGCAGCGCCUCAGACAAAACUGAGACAGGACAGGGCCUGGAGGUCAGAAUGGAGGACAAGUUGAGGGAACUCGAGGGACGCCUACUGAUAGCUUUGGAAGAACUGGGAAAUGCCACUGCUCCUGCACUCCUGGAGGGACAUGCUGUUCCAACCCUGGAGACAGAGCUGGAGUCCCUCCGAGGGAGACUCGAGAUGGAUGUGGACAGGGUGCAAAAACAUCUGAGCAACCUGGAGAUUCUUUGUUCUUCCUCCUGUUCUUCAUCCAAAACACCCCCGGCUAUUCAAGGGGACUCUUCAUCUUCAAAUAUUGGUCUGGCAGAGGAUCAGAAUGUCCAGGGAUUAUUAGAUAGGCAAAGUGACCGUUUGAACAGCCUCAACAUCACGCUACAGAAUAUCAUGAGGCAUAUGACUGACAAAGAGCAGCAAGAAAAAGAACAUGGCGAGCUCACGAUCCUUAAGUUCAACGUUCGCUCCGUCAACCGCACCCUGAAAGGAAUUCAGGAGUCACUGGGGACCGUAGUCCACCAGGUGGGACGAGUGAACAGCUCCUGGCAUGAGAGAGAGUCCCGUCUGGCGCAACAGAUGAAGGGCGUGGUCCAGCUGGUUCGACAUCAGGCUUCCAUGCUUGGGGCAGGUGAGCGCAAAUUGGGCCGGCUCAGGGCGGAGUUGCAGGAAAUGAAGAAACGGCUCGCUGACGAGGUCCGAGGCUGUCGGAGCACAGCUAUGGGGGUACAAAAAGAGGUGACAGAGGUCGGUGGUCGUGUCGCUAAUGUGGAGGACCAGUGUAAAGUUCUUAAUUAUUUAGCAGAAGAUCUGGAGAGAAUUAGGGAGGAGCUAGACAGACAAUCAAAUGGGUUUCUCCUGCAAUUCAAUGGCACUCUCACCAACCAUUCCCAGCAGUUGACUGAGCUGAAACACGAAAUCAGAAACUGCACCUCCAAGGCAGAGUCAUCACAACAGAAUUUCGAGCCAGAGUCACAACCCGGGGACACGUUUACUUCAAAGUAGUUCUGCUCAUACAAAAAUAAAUUAUAUAAAAAGAAAAUAAAGGUCAAAUAUUCUGCUGGAGUUGUGGAAGUCCACAACAUUUUUUUUUUUUUACUUGACUUGUGAAGGUGCUAAGUCUGUUCGUUGUCAUGAACGCCCAUUUUGAACAAAAAUGUAUGUUCCUGUGCUGUUUACAUGCAUGAAAGUCUUUGUAUGUGUUAUCUAAUUUUUUUUAUUUGAUGUUCUAGUUUUUAUAUUUUCUUACAUGGAGGCUAAAUUACACAAUUCUUUUUAUAUAAUCGGAAAUUGUAUUACGUUCCUUGUUUUCAUAUCCCUGAAUCUCUCAUCUUUUUGUGACUUGACUGGGGUCGGACAACAAGGAAAUAAAGGUUUUGUAUUGUACAUGUUUGGGGGUGAAAAUGUAUUGAACAAAAUAAAAGUAUUUGUCUCUG